CAUUCAACGCCCAUUUUGCAUCAUCCCAAAUUCGACAUCUCUCGUGACUGCACAUGUGUUGCCUUGCCUUACCGAAAUCUUUCGCUAAACCAUCACUUGAACUAUCGCUAUCGAAAGUCUCAACGCUGCGAGAAAAGUCGACGUUGAAAUUCAUUCGAAUCAUAUCGUCGGAACCCUUCCGCCAUACCGCGUACCCGAAACAUUGUCCAUAAGUUCGGGUUCUUAAUAUUUCCCUUUUCCCUUUCUCGACGAUCGAAUCCUCUCGAUUGGAUUUCCACCCUAUCGACUUUCUACCGACGCCCGAUACACGAUUACUAGAAUUACCUUCAAAGCGUCUCUGACCCGAUAGCUAUCACGCACGGCCUAUAAAAUUUUUUCACUUUCCUGUCGUCACAGCUGUAUAUUCGGUCAACCGGAAAUCUAUCAAGGCGACCAUUGAACACCCCUUUCCUUCAAUCGACUAUAAGCCCGGCCCCGAGGAGAAUCGUCGCAUUCUCAUACGACACGGUCUUGCUACUCAAUAUCGUUUUCUAUAUUAGCAAUUCCGGAUCCAAGAGACUGACCUCGAAUAUCCAGACUAAUUUAUAGGUGGUCGGUGUUCUUCGACAGGUUACCUGUCAUGAACUUUCCUCUUUCCUAGUAUAAAAAGACCGGUUUAGAAGUCAAGAUGAUUAUGGUUGGGUCCAGAGACUCCGCCACAUUUCACAAUGGGGAUGCCGGUGUUGGCCAUUCCUUCGAGGCUCAUUCUCAGAGCCUUCAUCUCCCAAGAGAACCUUAUCUGCAGAGAGAGAUGCCCAUGGACCGGACUCGAGAACGAGAACGAGAACGGGUUCGGGAUGGAGAUGGAGACGACGAUGAAGACGAGGGCACCGCAACGGUCGAAUUAGCCGCAAUAAUGACUACCACGUCCACUCCCGUCACACCUGGCCCAGCUAGUCCACCUCUCGAACAGCCUAAACCGAAUGAUUUCGUACCCCCAACUCGACCUAGCAGCACUCCGUUCCCCAAUGCCCAACAGGGCCAAACCGAUAUCCGCUGUCUAACCUGUCAACCGGACUGCUUUGGAUCGGAGGAUUGUAUGGUCACGAGUCCGGUUUCGACGCCGGUUAUUGUCGAACAAAACCCGGUCUUGACGUUGGCGCAACUGCCGGCCGAAAUCCACGAAUGUAUUCUUGAUCACAUAUUCGGAUACCGUGUCUCUACGACAUCACCGAGCUCCCUCAACAUCCCGAGCGUGAAUGCUCGGAGUUGGAGUACCGCGUUACGACAUUCCAGGAGGAAGGAAUUGUCUAAUAUGGCUCUCGUCUGUCCCUUAUGGAGGGAUCUAAUCCAACAACGACUCUAUCGCCACAUCAAGCUAAAGGCAACAGUGCAUUGCAGUAACGACGUAAUGGACUUCUUCGUGCGCCAUCCUCACCUCCGAACGUACGUAAAACAUGUCGAGAUCUGGUUUCCGGUCUUCCAACCGAAGUUCCAUUCGACCGUGCCGGGCGACACCUCGCUUGCUCUGCCAACUGUCUCGCCCGAAGGUAUAGCUAGCGCGACCUACGCGCUACCGACCGACAACUCGACUCUAGAAGAAGUAUUUUAUCUUGUGAGUAUGCAGUUUCCGGAGGCACGGGUCAUGACGCUUGAGGGUGGUGAGAGGAAGAAAGCUCCGCGAGUGAAGUUUAGUCUCGCUAGUCCCGCGUGGGCUUCUCGAGACCUGCCCGAGAUCCCUUCGAUUCGGACGCUGGUCGUGAAGGGCCAGUGGAACAUAAUUCGACAGCCGAAGGAUUGGGAGGUGAUCUCGCGCGCACUGCCGAAUUUGGAGGAGUGGCAUGGCACUUACGCUAAACCCAAGUCUAAGAGCUAUCUUAGUAUGGCGGGCACGCUCGAGUGCCUCGAUCCAAAAAUUACUAGUCUCAAUCUCUGCCUUGAGUGUGACUAUCGCAGAGAAAUGACAUGUCCACCUUACUAUCUCAAGGUCUGCGAACAGCUUCAUUGGUGCGAGAAGAUGGCGAGAGCUGCGUGUAAUCUCGAACACCUUUCCUAUACCGGUCGUGUCUGCCACAGCUUCUUCGACGUGCUUGCCAAGUAUUCGAACCCUCGCACUACUCGGCUAAAGACCAUCGAUCUCACGGUCAAGAACUGUUGCCGACAGAAUGCGCAAUGGAAUGAGUCGGGCUCGGGCAUUACCGACAUGCAUUUCAUCGCGGCUUUCGAACAAUUAGUGCUGGGCGGCAUCCGAGCCUUGGACCGCCUGAAGUCCGUGGAGCUACUGCGGAUCCGAUACGUUGAUCUUGACUCACCUGUUCCGCCUCUUAACCCCUAUUUCAUGAUAAGAGACGGCUGGUGUUCUGGAGUAUGGAGCGAUGAGAUCGUGGCGGAGAUUAACCGCGUCCGCCCCGACAUCUGCUUCGAAGAGAUGGUUGAGAGCUUCGGUGAGGUUGGUUAUAACAAGGAAGGUCGGUUGGUUAUUAACCCCGACUUCCCCAAAUCGAGGGUCUUGUCCCUUAAAUUGGCCAACUACGCCAUGCUCUCUGGCGGUAUCGCGAUUGUGUGAACCCCAAUAUAUUAAUCAACCUAUAACUAAACUACUACUACAACAACCACAACCAUAACCACAACUACAACUACAACUACAACUAUGGCACGAAUGGCGGAAGACAUUUCUUCUAUGUUACAUCUCCCAUCGGGGUAUAUCAUGUUCAUUUGCCUUCGGCGCAGGGGAGGUGGCAACUGAUACCUAGAAAGGUUCUUUUGGGCGGAGUUCUCAUGGAAAUUGGAAGCAAACAGGGUUUUGCAAGGCAUGCAUCCCUUGGUGCUAAUAUAGACAGCAUGGAGGGUCAGGAGGAGAGGAAGAACAGGAUUGACUCUCGGGAGGCGAAUAAUACCCACUGCAAUUGUUCUCGUCGAUCGGCGUACUGAUUCUCCUCUGUUACUGUAAUGUCAAACCAUGUGGCCAAGGGUGUACCAUAAAGUCGUAGGAAGAGUAAAUUCAUCGCUUCGAUAUUUGACAUGAUGUGUAGCCUACCGGAAGCAAUAAGUGAAUUGACGCAAGAACUACAUAAGACUUGAGAGCGGGUCCGAUUUCUCAAGAUAAACACAUGAAAUGGGGUUCGCCCUCCCAUCAAUGGAAUAUAUAGAGCCAGCAUUGGGUCACAUAGUGUAAA
Annulohypoxylon truncatum is the source of this 3155-nucleotide messenger RNA. RefSeq lists its product as uncharacterized. The record is from RefSeq and is a predicted model, not a curated record. NCBI's taxonomy places the organism in Eukaryota, Fungi, Ascomycota, Sordariomycetes, Xylariales, Hypoxylaceae. The coding region runs from base 668 to 2545 and encodes 625 amino acids. The transcript is spliced from 2 exons.